Rhopalosiphum maidis (corn leaf aphid) is the source of this 2634-nucleotide messenger RNA. RefSeq names its product serine/threonine-protein phosphatase 2A 56 kDa regulatory subunit gamma isoform (gene wrd). Gene Ontology annotation, cellular component: protein phosphatase type 2A complex; cytosol; nucleus. The transcript is spliced from 13 exons. Gene Ontology annotation, molecular function: protein phosphatase activator activity. The coding region runs from base 636 to 2354 and encodes 572 amino acids. NCBI's taxonomy places the organism in Eukaryota, Metazoa, Arthropoda, Insecta, Hemiptera, Aphididae. The record is from RefSeq and is a predicted model, not a curated record. Gene Ontology annotation, biological process: signal transduction; protein dephosphorylation.
CGCCGCGCUAGUCCUCGAAACACCGUCACCGAAACGCCAUGCACGUGCGCGCGCGUCCGUUUUGACAACAAUUGAUGUUUUGAGUUUUGAUCGUCGUCGUCUUUGAUCCACGUACGCUGUCGCGAUUAAUUGUCAGCCGCUUGAAGCGAAAUUAUUUUAGUAAUUUGUCAACUAACAAAAUUGAAAUAAAUUCAAUAAAAUCGCACUCGGUCGGGGCGCGCGCGCGCGCAAUUGUGUCGUCGUCGCCGUCGCACUCGCGAGGUUUCUGUACACAAUAUUCUGACAUCCGCACAUCGCACACACUUAAUAAAUAAUAAUAAUUUAUUAGUAUUAUUAUAUUGUUCGCUGUUCAAGAAACCUUAGAGAGUGCUGUAGUUGUUGGAACGAACGUUGGAAUGGUUUUUUUAUUCCGUCGUAGAUUAUUCAAGAAAAUGAACAAAAAUGUCCCAUAUGUAAAAUUAUUGUUUUGGACGUUUAAGUAACACUAUCUACCCCGAUUCAAGCGGCGUGGUGGUAUGCCAUUGUUUUUUGCGAGUAUCUGCGGUGGUGCUUACGAUUGUAUUAUUAUAUUAUGGUAACGAGAACUAGAUGAUCUUAAAUGGGUGUUACGGUUAAGAGCCUGUGGCGUGGUGAUUAUGGUAGUGAACAAAUCUGCGGGCGGUCGUACGCUCUCGCUGAGCACAACUGCCAACGGCACUGCUGCAGCGGUGGCGGGUAACCUGCAGUCCGGUGUACCAUUUCUGCCCAAAAGCCCAAGCUUCCAUAGUGGUUUGGAUCUGCUUGCUGGCCGUGAAAAAUCUCCAAUCAUUAUGUUUUGCGAUCCAACAAUGCAUUUGCCCAGACUUCACGAAGCCAAUGCAUCUGAAAGAGAACAGUUACUUAUUCAGAAAAUGCAACAGUGCUGUGUAUUAUUUGACUUUAUUUCGGAUCCACAGUCUGAUCUAAAAUGGAAAGAAAUCAAGCGAGAAACAUUACAUGAAAUGGUAGAUUAUUUGUCAUCUAAUCAUGGAAGUGUGCUUACUGAAGCUAUAUACCCUGAAGCUGUUAGAAUGUUUGGAGUAAAUCUAUUUCGUAGUCUGCCUCCAUCAAGCAAUCCUAAUGGUGCAGAGUUUGAUCCAGAGGAAGACGAACCUCUAUUAGAAGCAGCCUGGCCUCAUUUGCAACUGGUAUAUGAGUUCUUUCUUAGGUUUUUAGAGUCUCAAGACUUUCAGCCCCAUAUAGCAAAAAACUAUAUUGAUCAGAAAUUUGUUCUUCAGUUGUUAGAGCUAUUUGAUUCAGAAGAUCCACGAGAGAGAGACUUUUUGAAAACUAUACUACAUCGCAUUUAUGGUAAAUUUCUAAGUUUGCGAGCGUAUAUACGGAAACAGAUAAACAACAUAUUUUAUAGUUUUAUUUAUGAAACAGAACAUCAUAAUGGCAUUGCUGAGCUUUUAGAAAUUUUGGGAAGUAUUGUCAAUGGUUUUGCAUUGCCUUUGAAAGAGGAGCACAAGGUAUUCUUGCUAAAAGUUUUAUUGCCAUUACACAAAGUGAAAUCUUUAUCUGUGUAUCAUCCACAAUUGGCUUAUUGUAUAGUACAGUUCCUUGAAAAAGAUCCAUCUCUUACAGAACCAGUUAUCAGAAGUUUGUUGAAAUUUUGGCCUAAGACUCAUUCCCCAAAAGAAGUCAUGUUUCUUAACGAAUUAGAAGAAAUUUUGGAUAUAAUUGAACCAUUGGAAUUUCGAAAAGUGCUAAAACCAUUAAUACAUCAAUUAGCUAGAUGUGUCUCAAGUCAACAUUUUCAAGUUGCAGAAAGAGCACUUUACUUUUGGAACAAUGAGUACAUAAUGUCACUGAUGUCUGAGAAUGUUGAUGAGAUUUUGCCAAUCAUGUUUCCAGUGUUAUACAAAAAUUCUAAAACUCAUUGGAAUAAAAAUAUACAUGGUUUAAUGUAUAAUGCAUUAAAAAUAUUUACUGAAACUAAUCCUGUACUAUUUCACACAUGUACCCAACAAUUCAAAGAAGAUAGAAAGACUGAAGUGGAUAAGUUAAAAAAACGAGACGAAAAGUGGCAUAGAGUUGAAGAGUUGGCUAAAAGAAAUCCUAAUUUUACAGUAUCCAUUGAUAGUAGUUUAUCAUUUUAUACUGAUUUUGCGAGGUCACCAAUCAAUGAUUUAGACCCAACUAUUGAUUUGAAAAAUUUAGAAGAGGAUACAAAGUAUCAUAUUGAUACUGAUAACCGUAAAAAUCGAAAAGAAAAACCUUUAUUGAGACGUAAAUCUGAACUACCACAUGACACAUAUACUUUGAGGGCAUUAAAUGAUCAUAAGAGAGCUGAUGAAUAUCUAGCUACACCACCUGAUGUUAAUAAAUGCUAGCCAAUCUUUUCAAUUGUGAUGACCCUUAUUAUUUAUAUUCAGAGUCUAAACAACUAAGAAUUACUCAAAAAAAAAAAAAAAUUAAAGGUUAUAAUGGUUAUUCAUCUCAUUAGGGGUCAUUUAAAUGUUGAGUGUAUCUUUGUUAGGAUUAACAUGUUAUAAGUAGUUCAACCACCAAAUUUUUCAAAAUGUGAAUGAAGAAAGUCAUGUGAAGUGAUUGCACUCUUAUCUACUUCGGUUGUGUUAUUUAUUUUUAAAAUAAACAUAAAUGUGUCAUUUA